This is a messenger RNA of Diatraea saccharalis (sugarcane borer), 1002 nucleotides long. The record is from the annotation of a GenBank genome assembly. Lineage: Eukaryota; Metazoa; Arthropoda; Insecta; Lepidoptera; Crambidae.
AUGCAAAAAUCUAAGAAACUUUGCCCUAGAUAUCGUCUAAAUCGGACCAAACAAUUAAAAGAUAUAGACAGAUUACGGAAAGUGAAAUCGUUUUUAGCUCUCCUGAAAAACCGUGUGGAGAGGGAUUUGCGAGCCGGCUCUAAAAUUCAUACAUUUUUGGAAACUGCUCGUGGUAGCAGUGCGAGGCGGCGGAGCGGGGCGGCAGAGCGGGGCGGCAGAGUGAGGCGGAGUGAAGGGGGGGGGAACGGACCGGCCUCGGGGGUUACAACUGCCAAAUGCCGAUGGAAACAACUUAGAGACAACCAUCGAGAUGCAUUAAAACGUCAAAACGCUACAAGGAGUGGACAGGCUAGAAGACAACGCAAGGAGUGGAAAUAUCAAAACGCCAUGUCAUUUCUUUUACCUUACACGUGUAACAGAGAUCGAGCAUCAAAUUUUGAAUCCUUGGAAGACUCGGCAAAUAAGAAUUCAAAUCAGCCAAAUACUGAUGAUAGUUCUCAAGAAUUAAACGAAGCCAGGGACAAGUACGAUGAAAUAGAAGCAUAUUUUUUAAAUUUAGCUGCGUCAACAAUAAAGUUAAUACAGCUUCAAAUUAAAAAAAAAUGUUUCAAUGCUGUAAUGAUAGCAGAAGAAACUAAUCUGCAACAGUCUUGGUAUUCUCCGAAUAAUAAUGGUUAUUCUACAAGCUCAACACCAACAUCAGACAAUAUAAAUAUCAGUAACAAUGCCGCAAGUUCUUCGCAUGUUGAAGAAACUGAGACUACUACUGAACACUUCUCAAAUUUUCCACUAGUUAACAACAAUAUGUCUACUGCUACUGCUCCAGAUUUUCCAGAAACUCAGAAUGCUGGAACGCUCUUUUCAACAUUUCCACAAGUUUACAACAAUAUAUCCACUGCUACAGUUACAAAUUUUCCAGAAACACAGAACACUGGAAAUAAUCAAACGCUUGCAGUAGAGCUAUCGGGUUCGGAUGAAGAUGUGCAUAAUAAUAUGUAUUAA